Molecule: messenger RNA, 2130 nt
Organism: Phragmites australis (common reed)
Lineage: Eukaryota; Viridiplantae; Streptophyta; Magnoliopsida; Poales; Poaceae
Product: sugar transport protein MST3
Exons: 4
Coding region: 422-1975 (517 amino acids)
Biological process (GO): monosaccharide transmembrane transport
Cellular component (GO): membrane
Molecular function (GO): monosaccharide transmembrane transporter activity
Source: RefSeq, a predicted model, not a curated record
CUCAUACUAGCAGGCGCCCCAGCAAGUCAAACCUAGGUACCUCCUUCAGCUCGAUCAUGUUUAGAUGAUAUCUCCAACUCAGCAUGCAGUGCAGACGCACAGCUAGCUCAGAUUUCUCCCUCCUUAUCGAUUAGACUCCAUCGAUCAAGCGUUGACUUGCCAUCACCAAGCUAGCUGCAACCAUGCACAGUACACACACACACACACAGCUAAUACAAUACACGUACAAUUAAGAGAGUUGAAGAAUCUUUAAUUUGUCUAUAUAAGGAGCACCUCUCUCCUCUCCUCGCCUCAUCAACCCGGAAAAGCUAGAGCGCUACUCGAUCCUUGGUUUCUCCGAUCCAUCCAUCGAUUGGUCGGUCCAUCAGUCUAGUCUUGGCCUUGCGCAGCAGCAGCACUUGCUCUCUCCGGUCGGUCGAGGAUGGCCGGCGGCGCCAUCGUGAACACGGCGGGGGGCAAGGACUACCCCGGCAAGCUCACGCUCUUCGUCUUCCUCACCUGCGUCGUCGCCGCCACCGGUGGUCUCAUCUUCGGAUAUGACAUCGGUAUCUCAGGCGGAGUCACGUCCAUGGACCCGUUCCUGAAGAAGUUCUUCCCGGAGGUGUUCCGGAAGAAGCAGCUGGCGAACAAGAACAACCAGUACUGCAAGUACGACAACCAGCUGCUGCAGACCUUCACGUCGUCGCUCUACCUCGCCGCGCUCGUCGCCUCCUUCUUUGCCGCCACCGUCACCCGCGUCCUCGGCCGCAAGUGGUCCAUGUUCGGCGGGGGGCUCACCUUCCUCAUCGGCGCCGCGCUCAACGGCGCUGCCGAGAACGUCGCCAUGCUCAUCGUCGGCCGUAUCCUCCUCGGCAUCGGCGUUGGAUUCGCCAAUCAGUCUGUGCCGGUGUACCUGUCGGAGAUGGCGCCGGCGCGCCUUCGCGGCAUGCUCAACAUCGGCUUCCAGCUGAUGAUCACGAUCGGCAUCCUGGCCGCGGAGCUCAUCAACUACGGUGCCAACAAGAUCAAGGCCGGGUACGGGUGGCGCGUCAGCCUGGCACUCGCGGCGGUGCCCGCCGGCAUCAUCACGCUGGGCUCCCUCUUCCUCCCCGACACGCCCAACUCGCUGCUGGAGCGCGGCCACGCCGACGAGGCCCGCCGCAUGCUCCGCCGGAUCCGCGGCACGGAGGACAUCGGCGAGGAGUACGCGGACCUGGUGGCCGCCAGCGAGGAGGCGCGGACGGUGCGCCACCCGUGGAGGAACAUCCUCGAGCGCAGGUACAGAGCGCAGCUGACCAUGGCGGUGAUGAUCCCCUUCUUCCAGCAGCUGACGGGCAUCAACGUCAUCAUGUUCUACGCGCCCGUGCUGUUCGACACGCUGGGGUUCAAGAACGACGCGUCGCUCAUGUCCGCCGUCAUCACCGGCCUCGUCAACGUCUUCGCGACCCUCGUGUCCGUCUUCACCGUCGACCGCCUCGGACGACGCAAGCUCUUCCUCCAGGGCGGCACCCAGAUGAUCAUCUGCCAGGUCAUCGUCGGGACGCUGAUCGCGGUGAAGUUCGGGACGAGCGGGAUCGGCGAGAUCCCCAAGGGGUACGCGGCGGUGGUGGUGGUGUUCAUCUGCGCCUACGUGGCGGGGUUCGCGUGGUCGUGGGGCCCGCUGGGGUGGCUGGUGCCGUCGGAGAUCUUCCCGCUGGAGAUCCGGCCGGCGGGGCAGAGCAUCAACGUGUCCGUCAACAUGCUCUUCACCUUCGUCAUCGCGCAGGCCUUCCUCACCAUGCUCUGCCACUUCAAGUUCGGCCUCUUCUACUUCUUCGCCGGCUGGGUCGUCAUCAUGACCAUCUUCAUCGCGCUCUUCCUCCCCGAGACCAAGAACGUGCCCAUCGAGGAGAUGGUGCUCGUCUGGAAGUCCCACUGGUUCUGGGGAAAGUUCGUCGCCGACGACGACGUGCACGUCCAGAUGGCAUCCAGCGGCGCCAAGGCUGCCCACGCAUGAUUCAGAUGCACAUGCCCUCCUGCAAUUCUUGCCCAAGAUUAUCACAUCGUACGUGGAAGGUUUCAAUUCAAUUCUGAGAAUGUUGAUGCUUCCACUAGUUUGUACGAACAAGCAUUCCAUGUUAUAUUCAGCAUGCACCCUUUCGAGCCAAGUCA